This is a messenger RNA of Quercus robur (English oak), 660 nucleotides long. RefSeq names its product NADH dehydrogenase [ubiquinone] 1 beta subcomplex subunit 7. Bases 144 to 452 code for a protein of 102 amino acids. The transcript is spliced from 2 exons. NCBI's taxonomy places the organism in Eukaryota, Viridiplantae, Streptophyta, Magnoliopsida, Fagales, Fagaceae. Gene Ontology annotation, cellular component: mitochondrion. The record is from RefSeq and is a predicted model, not a curated record.
AGUGCAUGGUCCUAAAAACCCAUUACAAUUACAGCACCAAACACUAACAAAGCCACCAGUGGAGCAGAGGACCGGAUACACUCAUACCCCCAAGACACAGUUAGAAGAAAAGCUCCGAAUUCCAAAAGCAAACCCGCAGAGACAUGGAAGUGGAGGGGUCAUCGAAGAAGAUGAUAGCAACACAGGCUGAGAUGGUGGAGGCUAAGGUCCCCAUUCCCUACAGAGACCAGUGUGCCCACUUGCUGAUUCCUCUCAACAAGUGCAGGCAAGCCGAGUUGUACCUCCCAUGGAAGUGCGAGACUGAGCGCCACAUAUAUGAGAAGUGCGAGUACGAGCUCGUCAUGGAGCGAAUGAUCAAGAUGCAGAAGAUCCGUGAACAACAAGAGGCCAACUCGAAGAGCGGCAAGAAGAGCCCCAUUCCUCUCAUUCCCAACACUGCCAAUGCUUCUUAGAGUUGACUGACGCCCACAAAUCCCAUUUGGGCAUCUAGAAAUUGCUCAGAUGUGGAUGCUUUAAUGUUUUUCACAGCUAUUGAUGGGAAGUUAUUUGAAAUUUCUUGUCCUGAGACAAAUGUGAGACUCAAAUUUGUUCAUGUUCUUUUUUCAGUUUCCAACUCUGUCUCAACACAUGGAAUAAAAUUAACAAUGACAUUUGGUGAUC